Ctenopharyngodon idella (grass carp) is the source of this 2472-nucleotide messenger RNA. It is a transcript of the gene slc25a29l, whose product is annotated as mitochondrial basic amino acids transporter. NCBI's taxonomy places the organism in Eukaryota, Metazoa, Chordata, Actinopteri, Cypriniformes, Xenocyprididae. The record is from RefSeq and is a predicted model, not a curated record. The coding region runs from base 297 to 1199 and encodes 300 amino acids. Gene Ontology annotation, cellular component: mitochondrion. Gene Ontology annotation, biological process: mitochondrial L-ornithine transmembrane transport. The transcript has 5 exons. Gene Ontology annotation, molecular function: high-affinity L-arginine transmembrane transporter activity.
CACAGUGAACAGCUUCAGAUCCGAGGACUAGUGAUCGUUUUAUUAAUAUAUAGCUACUCAAUUUUAUUUAUAUAGUGCUUUAUACAACACAACUUGUUUAUGUUUUAAGGACACAUCAUGGCUGUUUUCAUGGCGAGAAACAAAAAAUAAUGGACUUUCCCCUUCAUAUCAACUUCAUUCAGUAAAAAUAGCGGCCCCGUUGGCAGCAGCUGCUGGUGAGCGCAGACCAACACACCGAGCAGAAGACCAGAGGGACAGACCACCGGCUCUUCAUCUUCAUCAUCAUCACCUCAGGAAUGGCUCUGGACUUUGUUGCAGGAUGUAUUGGAGGUGCCGCAGGUGUGCUGGUCGGACAUCCAUUCGACACGGUUAAGGUGCGACUGCAGGUUCAAAGUGUGGACAAGCCCUUGUACCGCGGGACGUAUCACUGCUUCCAGUCAAUCGUUCGCCAAGAAUCGAUGUUGGGCCUCUAUAAGGGCAUCGGCUCCCCAAUGAUGGGCCUGACCUUCAUCAACGCCAUCGUGUUCGGCGUCCAGGGCAACGCCAUGCGCAUGUUGGCCGCAGACACGCCGCUGCAUCAGUUCCUGGCGGGCGCGGCGGCCGGACUCAUCCAGUGCGUCAUCUGCUGCCCGAUGGAGCUGGCCAAGACCCGCAUGCAGAUGCAGGGAACGGGCCAGAAGAGCCCGUCCAGGAAGCUCUACAAGAACUCUCUGGACUGUCUGGUCCGCAUCUACCGUAAGGAGGGAAUCCGAGGAAUCAACCGAGGAAUGGUGACCACCGUCAUCCGCGAGACACCCGGCUUCGGCAUCUACUUCCUCACCUACGACACGCUGACGCGAUCGCUGCGCUGCGAACCCGACGAUGGCUACAUCAUUCCCAAGCUGCUCCUUGCGGGCGGCAUGUCAGGAAUCGCAUCCUGGCUCUCCACCUAUCCCGUGGACGUCAUCAAGUCGCGCCUCCAGGCGGAUGGCGUGGGCGGAGCCAACAGGUACGACGGCAUAAUGGACUGCGUCCGUCAGAGCUGGCGGCGGGAGGGAUGGAGGGUGUUCACUCGCGGCCUGACCUCGACUCUCCUGAGAGCGUUUCCUGUCAACGCCACCACCUUCGCCACCGUCACGCUCUUCCUCAUGUACAUGCGCGAGGACGAAUGCGUGAAGGACUGCGAGUCCAUGCCGACCUUGCAGCACAGCAGCCUGUGACUGAAAGACUUCAGCCAUGGAUCCUUUUGACAUGAACUUAUGAAGAGAGAAAAGGUCAAUCAGGCUGAAUAAUGAUUGAUGGACCACUGAAAUAUUGGGAUGAGAGAAAGUCUCCACUGGGUUCAAGGAUUCCCACAUUUGGCAGUGCUUUUAUCCAAGGCCACUUGCACAGUUACAUCUGAUCAGUUCUUGCUUUCCCUGGGAAUCGAAUCCAUGACCUUGGUGUUGUGAGCGCCGCGAUCUACUGUUUGAGCUAAAGAUCAUCAUCCAUAGAAACAUCUGACGCUGAUGAAGGAUCUACCGACGUAGAGAUGAAUCACAGGAGCUUUUGGACAGAACCACAUGUGAGAGGCUGAGCUGUGACUUAGUUCUUCUGUCCUGUUCUCACGCUGUCAGAAAAAAUGUGCAAAAAAUAAUUCCUAUAAAUGAUGCAACAGCUUGUCAUCUGGAGCAUUACUGUCGAAGGGGCACCUUUGUACCUUACUCAUAGUAGUACCUUAAGGGCAAGCAUUGCAUUACAGACCUCUACAGACACGUUGGUUUUACACUGAAACAGUGAUAAUGUUCACUUCCACAAUGUCACGCAUUUCCAAGAUGUUCGACAAGACAAAUCAUUACAUUAUAUAGCUGAAAACCAUUUCACUUCCACACAUUUCCAGGUUCACAUCAGUACCUUCUAGAGUAGUAAUAUUUACCUUAUUUCCCUCUAAAAAGGUUCAUAGUAGUACCUGGAGGGUGCUCAGGUACUACUUUUAGAGGUAAAUGUAUGAAGUUGACAAGCUGUUGCAUCCCUCAAGAUACACGUUUUGCACAUUUUUUCCCAAUCUUGAUUAUUACUCUCAAGUGUUUCUUCACGGGUACAAAAUUUGAGACUUUCCCUUUCAACAUAAAAGUAAAUCUUUAAAUGCCAAGAUCUGUAAAAAGUGUUGCUGCUGAGACUCUCAGACCUGAAGAUUGUCCAAGAAAUGGUCCUAACAUGUUUACAUACAUAUUUUCUAAUGGUUAUUUAAUCUUUACAUGCACCUUAAAUGUGACUCGUUCCUGACAUGACUGUAAUUAACAUAUUCCUGAUGUAUAUUUGCAUAAUUUGUUUUGUUCUCUAGUAUUAUUGUGAAUGUAAAUAGUAUGAGGGGAUUAGCAGAUGGAUUGUUGAUGACUGUUUGAUUGAUUGUCAGUGUUUUUACUUCAUGAAUGUCAAGGGAACACGUGUUACACACGGAUCAGCAGUCACGCUUCAACAUUAAAUAAAUGAAUAUGGAAACAAAUUCAGGAA